UCAGACGGACUUUUUCCAACCAACUAAAAAGAGAGCACCGGCGGUAUCAGGAACAUCUCAGUCUUCAGGGGAAAAUGGAUGUAGCGACGGGAAGGAACGGUUGUGGAAGAUGAUGUCUUGGAAUGUCGCAGGACUAAGAGCUUGCGCAAAGAAAGAAGGUCACAAGUCUAUUGUGUCUGAGUCUGCGGACCUGGUUUUCUUGGGUGAAAUAAAGUGCAAUGAAUGGCCCGUAGACCUUGAGAGCGCAUUCAAGGGUUACCACAAGACGCUAGUGACUUCGAAAGAGAGGAAAGGAGGAUAUGCAGGUGUGGCUUUGCUUAGCAAGAUCGAACCAUUAAAGGUAUGGAAAGGAAUCGGGGAUGACUUAUUCGAUAACGAAGGUCGCUUGAUUAUUGCGGAAUUUAAUCACUUCUACUUCAUUGGUGCUUACGUACCCAAUAGUGGACGUGGCCUAGUUAAUCUUGAAAAGCGUGGUAAAUGGGAGGAAUUGUUCUUGGAUAAGAUAAAGAGUCUGGAUAAAAAGAAGCCAGUCAUCUAUACCGGUGAUCUGAAUGUGGCCCAUAAUGAAAUUGAUCUGGCGAACCCCGAAUCGAAUAGAAAUAAGACUGCUGGGUUUACAGACCAAGAGCGUGGCUGGUUCACCCGACUUCUAAGCGCAGGAUUCAAGGACACGUACCGUGAGAUCCAUCCAGAAAAACAGGAGUAUACCUUUUGGACGUAUACGGGAAAUGCUCGUGCUAAGAAUGUUGGAUGGCGCCUUGACUACUAUGUAGUGAGCGAGAGGAUUUUCAAGAAGGUGAAGUCAAGCGAGAUUCGAGGAGAUGUGAAUGGAAGCGACCAUGCUCCAGUAGUGCUUGAAAUCAGUGUGUGA
Angiostrongylus costaricensis is the source of this 871-nucleotide messenger RNA. Lineage: Eukaryota; Metazoa; Nematoda; Chromadorea; Rhabditida; Metastrongylidae. The record is from the annotation of a GenBank genome assembly.